Messenger RNA from Sphaeramia orbicularis (orbiculate cardinalfish), 2127 nucleotides. RefSeq lists its product as uncharacterized. The record is from RefSeq and is a predicted model, not a curated record. Gene Ontology annotation, biological process: response to bacterium. Lineage: Eukaryota; Metazoa; Chordata; Actinopteri; Kurtiformes; Apogonidae. The transcript has 6 exons. Bases 10 to 1068 code for a protein of 352 amino acids.
UCAAGGAAAAUGCUGACCAUAUUUUGCAUAGUUCUUGUGUUCACUCUUGGGUGGUGCACAGAAUAUCGAAAUGUUGUGACAAAGACCGCUCAUGUUGGAGAGGAUGUGACUCUAACUUGUACCCACCAGUCUUCACUGUCCAGCUCAGGACUCUUGGUUUGGGUCAGGGUUGUUGCUGGAAACUUUCCUGAAGUUUUAGGAGCGACUUUUACCUUUAAUUCUGCCUCAGUUACUACAUUGCCGCGCAUAACAACUAAAAAGGAACCUGGAACAUUUGUCCUCAGUAUUAAAAGAACAACUCGUACAGAUACUGCUCUGUACUACUGCGAACAACAUGCAGACCUGAACACAACAUUUUUGCAAACUACCUUCUUAUACGUCAAAGAACCAGAAUCACAUAUCACUGCCAUCAUUCAAGACCCUGUAUCUGAUCCACUUCAUCCAGGAGACUCUAAAACACUCCAGUGUUCAGUUUUCUACAACUUUGAGAAGAAAACAUGUCCAGGAGAUCCCAGUGUGUACUGGUUCAGAACUGGAUCAGAUAAAUCUCAUCCCACUAUCUUUUACUCUCAUGGAAACCGCAGUGAAGAAUGUGAGAUGAGAUCUGAGACGCACUCUUUAAAGAACUGUACCUACGGCUUGAAUAAGAUCAUCAGCUCCUCUGAUUCUGGGACUUAUUACUGUGCUGUGGCUGCAUGUGGAGACAUAUUUUUAGGAAAUGGAACAAAAGUACACGUUAAAGGAGGUGACAUGGACUCACUUGCGAAGUGUCAGGAAGUCCACACAGCUCUAUAUUUGUUGAGUGCUGCGUUAGCUGUGAGUCUGACUGUAAUAGCUUUCCUCAUUUACAUCAUGAAGAAAAACAAAGUCACGUUUGCCCUGUCAACAAACCGUGAAGCUACCACCGGUGAUCAACAAAUUCAGGGAAAUGAAGAGUCAUUGGUUUAUGCUGCACCAAUGUUUGUCAAGAGUCGAGGUGACAAGCGCAUGAGGAAAAGUGAAAGUAUGGCUGGAGAUCAAAGUGUCUAUGCUGACGUCAGGGUAAAGGCUAAGAACAACUGCAACUAGUUAAUAACGAACAAUUAACUAAUAAUCAUGAUAAUGCCUACAUGAUGUCGUGUGUGGGAGGUUAUCAGCAGCGACAGCAUCAUGUCACAUAUUGGAUGAUCUUGUUUCUUAAAAGUGUUACACUUUGUCUGGGCCAUUUUUAUUCUGCUUCAUUUCUGUAAUUUCAGUGUUUUUUAAAGGUAAUCACAAGGUUAUGACCAAAACUUGACAAAGUCAUGUCAGCUUUUCAAGUGUAAAUAUUUCUUCAUACUUGUGGUUAUCAUCAGCUCUAAAUGUAAAAUGUCAUUACUGUCACUUUCUGUCAUGAUUCGAUGUAAUAUAAAUAAAACUUUAUUUGAUGAUUUGAUUUAUCCUAUUAAAAUCUAUGAGCAGUAUUAAAACAGCAAAUAAUUUGUUUGAUAACAUAUUCAUGAUUACAUAAUUUAGGCUAUAUCCAUUAAUUUCUCAAAACACAUAUCUCUUUUGGUAAAAUAUAAGUGAAACUGAUGCAUGAUUACAUUAAGAAGUAUUGGACUACAAGUGUUGUAAUAAUACAUCUUUAAUUAUAACCUCUAGCAAAUUAACCAGUUAAAAUCUUCCUUACAUCUGUUUACAACUAUAUAAUGUGAGGGUUAAUGUACAGCAAGAUGUGUAGAAUAAACCCUGACAAGUACUGAAUCCCGAUGAAGGAUUUUAUUUCACAAUAACGACCACUUUGCUGCUCAUUACAUUCCUUAUCACACAGCAGCUUACUUGUGAAAUCAAUAGUUUGACAAAAUAAAGUAUAUUUAAAAAUUAAUUCAUAAUAAAUUUCCAGCUGUGUCUAUUAUGAGAACUGUGCUCUCCCUAAUGAUCAGUCCUACGAAAUCAACAAACCAUGGAAUUCAGACAUUAUCAUCAUCAGUAUCCUGUUUUUAACAAUACUCAACAAUACUUACAAUAAUAUUAACAAUACUUAACAAUACCAAAUGUAAUUUAGCAUGUUAUAAAUAAAUUUCUGACAUCUAUGAACCAUCCAUGUAAAGUAAAUUGUGUGGUGUUUGCAGUUUUUAUUAAGAGUUUUCCCAUUUUCACCUUCAU